CUUUCAUUUCUGAAAAUCAGCACAUGCAUUUAACGAGCCAUUGAGUCCACAACACCUACUCAUCUUAAACUUCUCUUGCUAGUCACAAAAAAAUCUCAUUCCAUGUUUAGUUGUCCAAACAGUUAUGACAAGUAAUCACUAGCCACUUCUCAGUCUAUAUGUCUCACUUACAUUGUUUAACUGGAUUCCAGCCUCCGUCUAUAUUAAGCUCUCUGACUUCUCGUUUCUGUCGAAGAAAUUGAUCAAAAAUGGCCGUUUCUGGCUCUUUGUUUAGACCAAACCAACCCCUUUCUCCAUUUCUGAAACCUACAAAGCCAAACCUUAGUUGCAAAAAACAUUCUUAUAUUGGCGAUGCAAAUUGGUGGUUGCUGUUGUGUUUUCAGUUCUGUCUGAAAGCCUCAGCGGGAAACUUGGAAGAUGAGGAACCUAAAAUGAGUAUAAGGAAAGAAAAUGAUGGCUGGAAGAUCGAUUUCUCAGGACAGAAACCGGCUACGCCAUUGUUGGACACCAUCAACUACCCUGUUCAUAUGAAGAAUUUGGCCACAAGGGAACUUGAGCAACUAGCAGCAGAGAUUAGAGCAGAUAUUGUGCACACUGUAUCGAAGACCGGUGGGCAUCUGAGCUCAAGCUUGGGAGUAGUAGAGCUGACGAUAGCUUUGCACUACGUGUUCGACGCACCUGAGGACAAAAUUAUAUGGGAUGUUGGCCAUCAGGCAUACCCGCAUAAAAUUCUGACGGGAAGAAGGUCGAGGAUGCACACGAUUAGAAAAACAUCUGGGCUUGCAGGGUUUCCAAAGAGAGAUGAGAGUGUUUACGAUGCUUUUGGUGCUGGACACAGCUCUACAAGCAUAUCAGCUGGACUUGGCAUGGCAGUGGCUAGAGACCUUCUAAAGAAAAAGAAUAAUGUCGUUUCAGUGAUUGGAGAUGGAGCAAUGACCGCAGGACUUGCAUACGAGGCCAUGAAUAAUGUAGGAUGCCUUGAUUCUAACCUAAUUGUCAUAUUGAAUGACAAUAAACAAGUAUCUCUACCAACUGCAACCCUAGAUGGCCCUGCAACCCCUGUUGGAGCUCUCAGCAGGGCUUUAACCAAGAUUCAGGCAAGCAAAAAGUUCCGCAAACUUCGUGAAACAGCAAAAGGCCUCACUAAGCAAUUUGGAGGACAGGCACAUGAACUUGCAGCAAAGGUAGAUGAGUAUGCAAGAGGAAUGAUCAGUGCUUCUGGCUCCACUCUCUUUGAGGAACUAGGGCUAUAUUACAUCGGACCAGUUGAUGGACACAAUAUUAAAGAUUUAGUAGCCGUGUUUGAAAAAGUGAAAGCCAUGCCUGCCCCAGGGCCAGUUCUAAUACACAUAGUGACAGAAAAAGGAAAGGGCUAUCCCCCAGCCGAAGCUGCAGCUGAUAAAAUGCAUGGUGUUGUAAGCUUUGACACAAAAACAGGCAAGCAAUUUAAGUCCAAAUCCUCUACACUGUCAUAUACACGGUACUUUGCUGAAUCUCUCAUCAAAGAAGCUGAGGCUGAUGACAAGAUUGUAGCGAUCCAUGCAGCUAUGGGUGGGGGAACAGGUCUCAAUUUCUUUCAAAAAAGGUUUCCAGACCGCUGCUUUGAUGUGGGGAUUGCCGAGCAACAUGCAGUUACUUUUGCAGCUGGUUUAGCCACUGAGGGUUUCAAGCCAUUCUGUGCCAUAUACUCAUCGUUCUUGCAACGAGGAUAUGAUCAGGUGGUGCAUGAUGUGGAUCUUCAAAAAUUACCUGUCCGCUUUGCAAUGGAUCGAGCUGGCUUGGUUGGUGCGGAUGGACCUACCCACUGUGGGGCAUUUGAUAUCACAAACAUGGCUUGCUUGCCCAACAUGGUGGUAAUGGCCCCAUCUAAUGAGGCUGAGCUUAUGCAUAUGGUUGCAACGGCAGCAGCCAUCGAUGACAGACCCAGCUGCUUCAGGUUCCCCAGGGGAAAUGGUACUGGAGCCGUUCUUCCACCAAAUUACAAAGGAACUCCUCUUGAGAUUGGGAGAGGAAGAAUUAUUAUGGAAGGCAAUAGAGUAGCUAUUUUGGGUUUUGGUUCUAUAGUUCAACAAUGCACUGAAGCAGCACACAUGCUCAGAUCUCAGGACAUUUAUAUAACAGUAGCUGAUGCAAGAUUUUGCAAGCCUCUAGAUAGAGAUCUCAUCAAGCAAUUAGCAAAUGAGCAUGAGAUUCUUAUUACUGUAGAAGAAGGUUCUAUUGGUGGUUUUGGCUCACAUGUAUCGCAUUUCCUGAGCUUGACGGGUAUUUUGGAUGGAUCUAUCAAGUUGAGAGCAAUGGUGCUUCCUGACAGAUACAUUGAUCAUGGAUCACCCCAAGACCAGAUACAAGAAGCGGGGCUAUCCUCAAGACAUAUCUCUGCGACAGUCUUAUCUAUGCUAGGGAGGCCAAAAGAAGCCCUGCAGCUCAAGUAAGCACCAAAUAAAAUAAAAUAAAAUAAGAAUCUAGCACAGCGAGACAAAAAAUUCGAAAGGAAGUUAUUAAGCGCAUGGAAUAUGAUGGAAAACUCAGCUAGGGUCCAAGCCAAUGUUAGAUCUCUGGAUUCUGCUUUCGAGGAUUAGAGAAAAUUGUACAAAUCUAACUUAAAAGAUUUGUAUAUGGAUUGUUGUUGUUGAUAUAGAAGGUCAAAACUCCUUUUGGUAUCACAAAUGAACUAGUAAAACCACAGUUCUGUUUUUGUUAGUUCGUUGGUUGCAUCGUGUAAUGAACAUCACAAAAAAGCUUGAGUUCCCACCCCUUAUUUCACUCUGUUUUUUGUUCCUGUUGGAAUGAAUUUGGCAGAUGGAACACAUCAAACUUGCACUGAAAGUGUCAAAAUUAAGUGGAUUCUCAACUGUCUCAGAUUUGAUAAAGAAUCCAUUUGGAUAAUUACUAGCCAACAAAAAUUUUCAAUUGGAGUUAGGGCUUUGAUAAGUGGAGUUGAGUUUUAAUUGGUGGAUGAACCUGUCAUCCGUCAAGCUCAAUGAGCAGUAAUGCAAGUAGAACCCGCAGCAAAGAACAGGAGGAUUUUGAAGAAGGGAGAAUGGUAGCUGCGGUCACACU
Messenger RNA from Durio zibethinus, 3060 nucleotides. The record is from RefSeq and is a predicted model, not a curated record. NCBI's taxonomy places the organism in Eukaryota, Viridiplantae, Streptophyta, Magnoliopsida, Malvales, Malvaceae.